Messenger RNA from Ectocarpus sp. CCAP 1310/34, 2925 nucleotides. The record is from the annotation of a GenBank genome assembly. NCBI's taxonomy places the organism in Eukaryota, Phaeophyceae, Ectocarpales, Ectocarpaceae.
AUGGUAGCUGGUGCAGCAGAUGCUGGGGAGCUGGAGCGGCAGGAACUCGCGGCGUAUGCUGCUUUCGACAAGAUAGACGAGGAUGGCAAUGGCUACAUCAUGGUCGACGAGCUCCACGGCCUGGUGGAGUCGUUAGGCCUGCCAAUUGCGCCCGAGGAGCAAGACGAAGCCCUGGAGGCGCUGGACGGCGACGGCGAUGGGGUUCUCGAUCGGGAAGAAUGGAAGAAGUGGUGGGUGCAGCGAUGGCAGGCAAGCGCGGCUGUCGGAGGACUAACGGGUGCGGAGGAGGAAAGCGGGAUGUCCACCUGCGAAAACGACGAAAGCAACAACGAAGCAAGCGGUGGUGGCAGUAGCGGUAACGCCGAAAAGGUUAGCAGGCUCUCAGAACGCGCGAGGCAGGCGCGCCGGCGAGCCGGCACGGACAUCCACACUGCGGCAUGGAGGGGAGACCUUGCUCUCGUCCAGGAGUUCCUGGAGGAUGACCCUCGCCUGGCCAACGCCGCCGACGUCACGGAGUUCGGCACGGGAUACCGUCCGCUGCACUACGCCGCUUACGGCGGGUUUCUCGGCGUUUGCGAGGCGUUGCACGCCGCGGGGGCGCGGCCUCUGGCCGCCGGCGACAACGGAGUGACCGCCCUGUUCCUCGCCGCUCAGGCGGGCAAGGGCGACGUCGUGCGGUUCUUGCUUGGCCUGGGUGCGGACCCGACCGCACGGGAGCGGGAGAGCGGACUCUGCGCCAUGGACGUGGCGAGCGAGUCUGACCCCGACGUCUUCCGGCAGAUGCAGGAGAAGGGCGGCUUCGAGGUGCCCCCGGCACCCGAGGUCCCGCCGACGGUGACCCGGGUAGAGUCAGCGUCGCUGCAGGCGGUACAGAGAGCGCCACAACCAACCGCGAGCGCUCGAGAUCGCCCCCUCUUCCUGCUCCUGCAUACCUUCUUCCCAUCGUCGACCAAUCGAUCCAAGGUGGCAUACCUACCGUUCCCCGAGGCUAGCGGCCAGCUCCCGGUAACUCACUACAAGGUCAAGGUCGAGCACCCCGCCGAUAGCUCGAACCAGGCGGCCCAAGCGCCAGACAUCACCGAGGCUGCUAACACCUACAACGUACACAACACCACUAGCACCAGCAACAUCCCGCUCAACGUAGACGGGACCGAGGGGGCAGGAAACGCGCGCGCGUCCCCCGCAGCCGACCCAGACGCCGGCGGGGACGACAGCAGCUUCGCGAACCCGACGCUGUCGAAGGUGGUGCUGGUCCCCUCGGUGGGAGAUACAAACUCUGCGAGCGAGGGGGGGCGGCAGAAACGAACGCUCGUGACGGUCAGAGGCUUGAGGCCGGCAACGCGCUACAGGGUGAAGGUUGCAGCGAUUAACGCCCUGGGAUUCGGACCGUACGGCCCACCUUCAGAGGCGGUUGUGUUGCCGGAGGAGACAGAAGGGGAGGGGGAAGGUGAAGGCAACACCACGACCAGAGAGAAUGGGUCUUCGGUAGGAGCGGAAAGGGCCAAGAAGGGCAAGGGGAGGCAGGUGCUCGCGAGGGAAAAGCGGCGGAGCAUGGCGGCGCAGGCCGCGCGUCUUGAGAAGCAGCAGCUGCUGGAGGCGAAGGAGAGACAACAGCGCCGACGAGCACAAAUUCAAGGGCAGCAGCACGGGAGUACUACCGCCGAGGUCUCCGGCCGGCAACAGCUUGCUGCCACGGCGGGAGGCGACUACUGCGGUCGUCACAACGGCGGCAUAGACGCCGGGGGCGAUGGCCGCAAACGCCUCCUCACGGGAAGCUCGGAUACCUCCCACCAUCACCGCUCCCGCUCCCAGCCAAAGCACGGCGGAGCGGGACUCGCCGCGCGAGCGGGGAAAACGACGCCGGCACCGGCGCAACGAGCGGCGGAACCACCACCACCAACGGCGACAGCAAGAGCAGCGGCGGUGCCGGCUGCCAAAGCCGACCGCCGAGGAGCGGCGGACGGCGGGCGUCGCCGGCAAGCUGACGAGAGGUCCCGAAGAGGACGGGCGGCAAGACCCGUCGCAACAACGACAACCACAACAACCGGAGCUGCUGCUGCUGCCGAGCAACGGGAUCGAGACGACGGUAGCGACGGGCCCCCGGGACGCAGAAGGCUGAUCGCCACGGCGCCCCCCCUUACGGCGGAUACGACCGAGCCCCCCCGGUACCUGGCGGCGACCUCGGCCGGCAGGAUGUCCGCCCGGGCCUACCGCCAGCGGACCGACGGCGGCGGCGGCGGCGGCGACGGUACCGUCGAGGAGUGGCGUCGGGAGCGUAUCGCCGGCAGCAACGCCAGAGAGAAUCGGCCGUUGCGAGGAUCGGCGUCCCCUCGUGUCGACGACAAGAAGGGGUCCGGUGGGUCAAGUUCGAAGAGGUUCGGCGGCGGCGCCGGCAGCGGCGCCGGUGAGGGGGCGAGAGCGGGGCNGCGGGUGCUGCGAGGAAACCAUCGAGGCCACCGUGCGCAAACGGAGACUGUGUUUCGCGGGCUUUGUUAUGCGCAUGGAGGACAAACCCUCCCCAAGCGCAUACUGUUAGGAGCGAUGGCGGGGGGCGUGGGAUACCGGGGCGGGCAGGAGAGCGACUGGGUGUCUCGUCUAGGAGAGGACCUCGUGGCCUUCAACAUGGGAGACGAGAAGGAAGGGGGGGAAUGGAAAGAGAGCGCCAAGGACUCGGAGGUGUGGUACAACAAGGUCGAGGACGGGGCGGCAUGGCUCAUGAGGAAAUGGCACAGGCAGGAGGCGGAAGCGUCCGCGAAGCGCCAGCGCGCGAGGGAAGCAGAAGCAGAGAGUACGGCCAUCGCAGGACCGAAGAGAAAGAGAGUCGGGGAAGCGGCGGUGGGGGGGAAGAAACGGCGACCGGGCACUGCUGUAGAAGCGAAUAGGGCGGCCGAGGCAGCACUUGUGGCGAACUAUUUAUCCGGCUGA